Sitodiplosis mosellana (orange wheat blossom midge) is the source of this 568-nucleotide messenger RNA. RefSeq names its product bumetanide-sensitive sodium-(potassium)-chloride cotransporter-like. The record is from RefSeq and is a predicted model, not a curated record. Lineage: Eukaryota; Metazoa; Arthropoda; Insecta; Diptera; Cecidomyiidae.
UUUUUAACACACAAUUGUUUGAAUAGGUGCAUAAAUUCUAUUGUGUUCAUUGAGCUAGUGCGAGAAAAAUAUGUGUCUAAUGGAAUUUCAAAUCAUAAAGUUUCGCAAGAGAACAAUUAAUUCUACGCUAACAAUGUUCCAAAGAUAGUCGCAUCGUGAUGUUGGUUUUCCAUGCUCAACUAAAUUGUCGUUAUACUUUUAUCUCUGUAUGAAUACAGAUUUUAAGGUCCAUUAAAAUUUUUGGAGUGAAUAUUAUCGAAUUGAUUAUUUUAAAACCAAUUGAUAAAUGAGUCGUUUUCAAGUGUCACAAGUUGGUGAUGGCUGUGAUACAAAAGGAAUUGAUAAUCCUGCCAUGGAUCCAGUCGAACUUAAUGUGUAUGGGCUUUAUUCAAAGCGCAAUUCCGUCACGUGCCCGGUACAAGGAGAACUCAAACGAAAAAGCAGUUUAGGAUUUACACACAUCACCAGAGAAGCGCUUCCACGUUUAGAUAAUUAUCGGCUGUCAUUGCGAGCAUUCAAACGACCUUCAAUCAGUUUAUUGCACGGUGAAGUCUUGGAACACAUACCC